UGAUCUGUUGUGCUGCUCUCCAAUCAGCUUUUUGCAGGCCCACGCACAACGCUCCAACGGUCAUGAACAAUAUUACACUAAAUAACAUCGAACAAGUCCUUGGCGCACGUGAACCCGAAUUAUCGCAGAACCUGACGAAGCUCUUUACGAAGCUUCUAGAGCGAAACCAAGACCCGACGUUUGUGCAGAACUAUACGGGUGCCAUCAAACUCCGAUUUCGCAAUGAGUCUCAGACACGGAAAGGUCGCGAUCCUCUCAGCUUCAGUGCUUUUGGCAGAGCAUGUUAUGCGGCAGGGAUCGUGAAGACGUUUCUCGCUGUCGUGACGUCCCAUCUGUACACGCAAUCGCAAUCGCAGCCGAAGGAACGAUAUAUUGGACAGUACAAUGCGCUUGAAGCUCUGGAAGAAUUUAUGCAGACUGGGAAUCUUACCGAGCGACGCACGCUUUUGGAGGACAUGAAGAAGAACCAUGUCAUUAAUAUCUGUUUAUCGCAUCUGAACCAUCCUCUUUGCAUUUUCCGUCAGUUAGCCAUCAAUACCUUACGCGUACUCGCCAGCGAAUCCGUACUGGGAGAGACUUCAUCCGUAACAGAAAUAGCAGAUAUAAUCGCAGCUGUCUGCAGAUUCACUUUAGAAGGACCCGAUUUCUUCAUCGAGAGCAUGCGAUCUCCAAACACGACAUGGCAAAGUCAAAUGGUGAUGGGCGCAACUGAUAUACCUGCAAAACGAGCCGCAGAGCAUGUACCUCGAUUUUACGCCAUGGCCCAAGAAAGCGCUCUAUGGACUGCCCACGGACUUUUGUGUACCACACCUCCUCCAUCGCGAAAACAUUGUCUUGACAUUUUGAAGAAGAAACCAGAAAUUCUAGAUUUACUUUUUGACUGCGCCAUCAUCACUCGCCCACCUUGGUACCCCGAAACACAAGUCGAUUCUAUCGCGUGUGAGGUCAUAGCCCUCUUCUUCCAAUGGCCGUCGCACAUCGUACCAGGUGUUUCGACGCCUCAAGACAAUGUUUUUAGAGCACAGGAGUGGAAGGCCAUGACCCAGGCUGUAGCUAUCCUGACGUCUCGAGAAGACUGGUGUGAAAAGAUUAUCGAAGUAUGGAUGAAAAUCGAAGAGGAGGACUGGCGGGAAGUCCAGAGCUGGUUUGAUCGGGUCGAGGUUGAUUACCACGCGUUUGAGCCACCCGAUGAAGAUGCUUUCAGCCAGGUGUUUGAAUAUAGAGGCACAUCCCGUAUUUCUAUGCUGAGACUAGUUAGUACCCUCAGUCACGCAGCUGAGUCUUGCGGUGUCACCAACGCCGAGAUCGAGUCACUACUCCGGAUGGCAUACCUUGCUUCACGCAAAGUCAAGAGUCCAAAUGACCUCGAUCAUAGUAAACCGGAGGAUCGAUACAUAUGUGUCGAGCGUAUGGAAGAGAUCUUUCGCAGCCCUAUGUAUACUGUAUCCCUAAACAUAAAAGUGGAUGCGCCGCUCCAAAUCGCGGACGAAGGUAUCAUGGGUCCAACGGCUCUCGCACGCCUGCUCGUCGUGCUUGCCCAACGAAAAGCCUUCGAUACCAUCCAAGGACUCAAAAAAGCACCAAAUGGUCUUUCGUCCUCAACCUGUCUCAAUCACGUACAACAAAUCACGAACCCUGAUGUUAUCCGGCGAUUCCUGAAAAUCGCACUGCAGCGCGUCCAGGCGAGUAUGGACAAGGGGCGUAAACGCACUCGCGAGGCCGACAACAAUUAUGCCAGGGCCGCGUUCACAAGCGCUGCAGAGCUUUCUGCCGCCCUGGUUGCAUUUGACAACCAUACUCAGGGUCAGUAUUCGAAGGAAGUGUUGGGGGCGAGAAAGGAACUUGCAUUGGCUCUAGGAAAUGCAGCUGAGAUGGCCAUUCGUGAGAAGCACUGGCAGCAGGCGUUGUAUUUCGGAUCCGGUGCUGUGAACGUUGCUGAGAACAUUCCAGCCGGCGAGAAUUUGGAGAACAGUGUUAUUGCAAAAAAUAAGCGGCGCGUCGAGCAAGCGAGGACUGCGAUUUCUGCAAAAUAAAAGCCAUGUAGCAUUAACAUUGACCCUUCUGUACUGAUCUUGGUGUAUGAUAUAUUGUACGUUUGUCUAAUUAAUGUUGUCAAUUGUCUUGAUGGGCCUGCAUACUCAGGGACGCUUCUGUGAACCUUGAACAGCCUAUCUCGAGCAUUACCCUUUGGUGACCCGGCGUUGAUUCAAUCUAAUUAUUACGUUUACCUGCGUCAGACCCUGGUUGUGAAGUGUUUGAAUUGAUGAUAUGUCGAAAUAUCUAGGGUGACAAGCGUGGAUCUAAAGGCAUAAUCAGACACAUUAGGUUUACAGGGCUUG
This is a messenger RNA of Suillus discolor, 2339 nucleotides long. RefSeq lists its product as uncharacterized. The transcript has 7 exons. The record is from RefSeq and is a predicted model, not a curated record. Bases 63 to 2033 code for a protein of 656 amino acids. NCBI's taxonomy places the organism in Eukaryota, Fungi, Basidiomycota, Agaricomycetes, Boletales, Suillaceae.